AUGGCACCCGCUUACUCCCAACCCCUGGUGCUUGGCCUUAUUGACUUCCUUACCGCUUACACCACAGGUGUUGGAGAUCUGCCUGGCGCCUUCCACACUGCCUACUCCUCACAUCUGGCGUUGGGCACGACGAGCUGCCCUAAGCUGCCCGUCGGCUAUCCCAGUCCGCCACAGCGGACCCUCUCUCCUGACUCUUUGAGCGACGAAGAACGUCGGGCCUUUCUCUUUUUUCGUAGCCGGACUGCUCACCGGAUUUUUGGUCAUCGUGAUGCCAAUGACUGGAUCUCAAUUUUACUUCAACUCGGCCAUAACGAAACAUCGAUCAAGCAUGCCGUCACCGCUCUGGCAUCCCUACAUGAGAGCACAGAACCCGGGAAUGCCUCCAUCAGUAUUCGACAGUCCGAGAAGCAUGCCCAGAUCACAUCACAAAUGUUGGCCCUGAAACACUAUACCUGCGCUAUUAAGUCUGUACAGACUGAGUCCCCAACAAUGUCUCACAGACCAGAUGUUAUCAUGACCCUCUGCAUCCUAUUCAUCUGCUUCGAGCAAUUUCGAAACGGCGAUGCCUCAUGUCUCCUCCAUCUGACCGCUGGUCUUAGACUGCUAUACUGGUGGAGAAACCGCACUACUUCCUACAACCAGCUUCAAGAAUACUCUCGGCCAACUCUGGAAUUUAUCAAUAACCAGAUAACGCCGAUCCUUCAACGUUUGCGUGUACAAUUCUCUCUGUGCAUGGACGCUCGCCAUGCAUUAGGAAGCCUCGGUGUCCCACUUUGCUUGCCACUCCCGGUCAUUCCGCCAUCUUACACUUCCUUGGAUUCUGCCCGGCAGGAUUAUGACCGUAUCAUGCACUACACGUUUUCCUCUUCGGAACGGAAGAUACCCUAUGAUCCUAGCUUUCCAGAAAUUUCUCCCACCACGGCUUUACGGCAAUGGAAAACCGCGCUGGAUAAUUCAGUGUUCCUUGAGGAGCCUCCAGUUCUGCGCGACUGCACAUACAAGCUGCUAGAGCUUUACUACCAUGUUUCUUUGGUCAUUGCAGAGACUCAUAGUUCCAAGUCUGAGAUGGUAUUCGACCAAUACAUUGCCACAUUCGAGAAAGUCGUUAGUCUUGCCGAAGAUAUCACCGAGAUGUGGAAGCAAGAGCUUCUCGACUUCAGCUUGCUAUUCAGUUUCGAUCUUGGUUUCGCCCCGCCCAUGUUCUUCGUCGCUUCUCGUUGUCGCCAUCCUCUGAUUCGUCGAAGGGCAGUUAAUCUGAUUCUCGAAUCGCCCUUUUAUCAUGGUGCCUGGCAAGACCGUUAUACUGGCCUCUGUGCGCAGCGAAUCAUCGAGAUAGAGGAACAGGACGCGGCUAUCAUCGCUGACCAAAACAACGUUCCGGAAAAUCACCGCAUACGAAAAGUUUCGGCCGAUCUCCAAGAGGAGAAUUCUGAAAUCAUGAUGAAUUUUGUUCGGUGGCCUUUCAAGCCAGAGUUUCCAAUCCACACCACCUUGGUUCCGCUGAAGACUUGA
This is a messenger RNA of Penicillium argentinense, 1512 nucleotides long. RefSeq lists its product as uncharacterized. Lineage: Eukaryota; Fungi; Ascomycota; Eurotiomycetes; Eurotiales; Aspergillaceae. Bases 1 to 1512 code for a protein of 503 amino acids. The transcript is spliced from 2 exons. The record is from RefSeq and is a predicted model, not a curated record.